AUGUCUAAAGGAAACUCUCAGCUUAAAUAUUUUUCAUUAAUCCUUCAAAUCAUCUUUCUGCAAACAUCUAAUGCUCGGAAGAGCAAACACUACUGUCCUCCUUCUGCUUGUGGCGAUAUCCGUAACAUAAGCUACCCUUUUCAUUUAAACACCGAUCCAAACCAUUGUCAUUUUUCAGGAUUUGAAUUAGCUUGUGAAGGUAACCAAACAGUUAUAUGGUUAUCCUCCAAGAAGUUGCACGUUCAAAGCAUCGACUAUGAUAAUCAGACAAUUCACGUGGUAGAUCCGACUUUACAAACACAAGAUGAUCUAUGUUCUCUCAUACCUUCUAAGGCUAUUACCUUUCUCAAAUACAAUAAUAUCUUCAGGUUAUCCAUUUAUGCAUCACAGCAUAUAGCCACGCCCAUUUUCAUGUUCAACUGUCCACUUGCUGUUAAUGAUUCGACAUUUGUGGAAAUUAGUGGCUGCAAAUUAAGCAGAUACACUUAUUUAAAGAUUGGAGAGAUGAAAGUGUCUGAAGUGAGUGAUGGAUGCAGAGCAGCAUUUAUAGGCUUCACCUCACUGCCUAAUAUUAAGAACAUUUCCCUUUCUGAUAUUCAUCAAGCAAUUCUCUACGGAUUUGAGUUUUCCUAUUUUUCGUGGGGUUUAUUGGAAUGGAUUUCCGGUGAGGACUCAAACUUUUAUCUACAUAUACUUUUAAUUCUCCAUUGAUCUCUCAUUCUAAAACGUUUGCACUUUAAUCUAACCAGGGAUCACUGAAUUGCUAGGCCAGUUUUGCGUGUGUAAGCUCCUAUAUAUCCCUUUAGCAAUCUAUAUGUUAUUUGGAUGGACACAUAUUAACAUUCCAUUGAUCAUGUGUUUUAUCAUCUCUGUGGUUCGUUAUGACUUCUCAAACGUGCAGUGUAUUCGGGAGCAAAAUUUGUGAUCGGCCUUCCGUUAGUAAUUGCAUUUCUGGUGUACAAAUUCAAAAGGAGGCAUUUGUCAAUGUACGAUACGAUUGAAGGCUUUUUGCAAACACAAAACAAUUUCAUUCCUAUAAGAUAUAAUUACUCCAACAUAAAGAGAAUGACAAGAGGAUUCAAAGAGAAAUUAGGCGAGGGGGGUUACGGAACUGUGUACAAAGGAAAGCUUCAAAGUAGAAGGGAUGUAGCAGUGAAGAUGUUGAGCAAGCCUAAAGCUGAUGGGCAAGAUUUCAUGAAUGAAGUAGCUACCAUCGGAAGGAUUCAUCAUGUCAACGUGGUUGGACUCGUGGGGUAUUGCGUUGAGGGAACAAAGUGUGCUCUUGUAUACGACUUCAUGCCCAAUGGAUCACUUGAUAAGUACAUCAGCACGGAUCAAGAAGGAAGUCCUCUGUUAAGUUGGCAAAGGAAGUAUGACAUUAUUCUUGGAGUGGCUCGAGGAAUCGGGUAUUUGCAUCGAGGCUGUGAUGUACGAAUUUUGCAUUUUGACAUCAAGCCACACAACAUUCUUUUGGAUGAGAAUUUCAUUCCAAAGAUUUCUGACUUUGGGCUUGCGAAAUUAUAUCCAACAGAUAAGAGCAUUGUGACUCUCACAGCUGCUCGUGGAACGAUUGGAUAUGUUGCUCCAGAGCUGAUCAGCAGAAGCAUUGGAGCAAUCUCAUACAAAGCUGAUGUUUACAGCUUCGGAAUGCUGCUAAUGGAAAUGUUGGACUUGAAGAGAAAUGAAGUUGCAAAUGAAGAGAAUUCCAGCCAAUACUUUCCUUAUAAUAUUUACGAUAAGUUCAACAAGGGGAAAGAGAUUGUGGUGGAUGAAGAAGCGAAUGAUGAUGAAAAGAAGAUGGCUAGAAAGCUGAGUUUAGUUGCAUUAUGGUGUAUACAAACAAAUCCGAUACAACGCCCUUCAAUGAGUAAAGUAGUAGAAAUGCUUGAAGGCGAAGUUGAAGUGCUAGAAGUACCUCCUCAGCCUCUUCAAUCUGAACCGAUUGUUCAUCAGAUCAUGGGAAGUUCUACGACAUUUUCGUCUGAUUCCAUAGCUUUGUUAGAUAAUUCCGUUGAGGUAGACAUUUAUGCUGAUUGAUUAUAGUUGAUGUAAUGUUUAUGUGAAAUAAACAUAGCCAAUCCAACAAUGUUUCGGACAAAGAAUGGUGUUGUUAUUGUUGUACUAGUUAUAUCAAAGACCUAAUACAUGCAUUUUAACUUGG
Solanum verrucosum is the source of this 2161-nucleotide messenger RNA. RefSeq lists its product as uncharacterized. Bases 1 to 711 code for a protein of 236 amino acids. Lineage: Eukaryota; Viridiplantae; Streptophyta; Magnoliopsida; Solanales; Solanaceae. The record is from RefSeq and is a predicted model, not a curated record. The transcript is spliced from 2 exons. Gene Ontology annotation, molecular function: polysaccharide binding.